Molecule: messenger RNA, 819 nt
Organism: Gastrolobium bilobum
Lineage: Eukaryota; Viridiplantae; Streptophyta; Magnoliopsida; Fabales; Fabaceae
Product: protein MAIN-LIKE 2-like
Exons: 2
Coding region: 1-819 (272 amino acids)
Biological process (GO): meristem maintenance; meristem development
Source: RefSeq, a predicted model, not a curated record
AUGGGUGAUUCAUCAUCAUCUGCGGGUUCUGCAUCAGAUCCAAAGCCUACCGAUCCUAGCAUGUACAUUAUACCUGGGCCUUAUAGAUGGGACGUCCUUCGUAAGAGGACGCAGAGUGCCUAUAUUUCACAGCGAGUGUGGAAUACGGAACACGUGAAUAGACUAAAGACCAGGCGUGGUAGACCACAAGGGGGGCCACCUACCGGCGCUAUUCCAGAGGUGGUCACCGACUACCUCACACAGGCUGGAUUUAUACAUGUUGCCCGCAUGCGACAUAUCCAGAUUGAUGCCCCAUUAAUUAGUGCUCUGGUCGAGAGGUGGAGACCAGAGACACAUACUUUUCACAUGACCCAGGGUGAGAUGACUAUCACCUUGCAGGAUGUGGCCGACAUAUUGGGAUUGCCUACUGACGACAUUGUCGUUAGCAGAUCUACAUCCGAGGAUUGGCCCGCUGUUUGUGUUGCUGUUUUUGGCGCCCAACCACUGGCCAGUGAGUUUCAUCAUUCAGGUGACCUCCGCAUCUCAUUCUUGGAUCAUUUAUAUAACCGAUGGACUGAUCAUGCCGGGGAUCAUGAUCGCGAGAUAUAUUUCACAAAGGCGCACAUUGCCCGCAUGCUGGGGUGUUGGUUGCUUACGGACAAGUCUGGAGGUAGCAAUAUCGGUUGUCGGCUAGUCCCGUUGCUUGGGGGAGGAUUUGAUGAGGUUGGCCGUUUCAGCUGGGGAUCUGCAGUUCUGGCACACUUUUUCAGGAAUUUGUACGAGUGUACAGAUGUCGGUCGAUCUGACAUGGGUGGUUGCCAUAUUCUUCUAAAGAUUUGA